Messenger RNA from Penaeus indicus, 2718 nucleotides. RefSeq names its product kelch-like protein 18 (gene KLHL18). The record is from RefSeq and is a predicted model, not a curated record. The transcript has 10 exons. The coding region runs from base 24 to 1772 and encodes 582 amino acids. Gene Ontology annotation, molecular function: protein binding. Lineage: Eukaryota; Metazoa; Arthropoda; Malacostraca; Decapoda; Penaeidae.
UGAGGCCAUUGUGUCAGGCGAACAUGGACGAAGAAGACACGAAGUUCGAGCUGCUGGAAAUUGAAAACUUAGUCGAGAGCGAUGACUUCACUAUAUUCAAUCAGGAGGAUCUUCCUGUGGGAGGUUUCCAGGUCAUGGAGGAGAUCAGAAGGAAGGGGAAACUGUGUGACGUGACGCUGAAGGUGGAGGACCAGUGCUUCAGUGUGCAUCGCAUAGUUUUAGCAGCAGUGAUUCCCUACUUCAACGCCAUGUUCACUCACGACAUGGCAGAGAGCAAACAAAAGGAGAUCACAAUGCAAGGAAUCGAGCCAAGUGCUCUGGAGUCCCUGAUCAACUUUGCCUACUCGGGGAAGGUCAAGAUUGAUGGUGCUAAUGUCCAGAGCCUUCUGGUGGGUGCAUCCUUCCUCCAGCUUUCUAAGGUCCGAGAAGCAUGCGCAGAUUUCCUUAAACUAAGAUUACACCCACACAAUGUCCUUGGCAUUCGUGCCUUUGCUGACACCCUUGCCUGCUGGUCACUAGUUGAGGCAAGUAACCGCUAUCUGCAGAAGCACUUCGUAGACGUGUCAGUAUCAGAGGAGUUCCUGAAUCUCAACUUUUCUGAUGUUAGAGAAAUCAUCUCCAGGGAUGAGUUGAAUGCACCUAGUGAGGAGUGUGUCUUUGAGGCUAUAAUGUCUUGGGUAAAGCGAGACCUUGACCAGCGGAGUGACCACCUACCUGAGUUGCUCACGAAGGUACGAAUGCCUCUCCUCACACCCCAGUACCUGACUGACUGUGUGGGAACCGAGAACCUGAUACGGUCAUCCCACGAGUGCAGAGAUCUCCUGGACGAAGCAAAAGACUACCACCUGAUGCCUGAGCGCCGUCCACUCCUUCAAAGCUUCCGAACAAGACCUAGAUGCUGUAAUGAUAUUGUAGGCCUUAUUUAUGCGGUCGGUGGCCUUACUAAAUCAGGGGACUCGCUGAGCACGGUGGAAGUGUACGACCCCAUCGUUGGGCGUUGGCAGAUGGCGGAGAGUAUGUCGAUGCUGCGGUCGAGAGUGGGCGUGGUGGUGAUGAAGAAGAAGCUCUACGCCAUCGGGGGUUACAAUGGCCUCGACAGACUGGCGACCGUGGAGGUGUUUGACCCGGCGAGCAAGUGCUGGAGUAAAGUGUGUCCCAUGAACUGCAAGAGGAGCGCUGUGGGAGCGGCCGUCCUUAACGACCACCUGUACGUGUGUGGCGGCUACGAUGGCGUGGCUUCCCUCAACACCGUCGAGUGCUACAACAGCGACACCAACAAGUGGGUGAUGGUGACGUCGAUGACGAAGCACCGCAGCGCCGCCGGGGUGGUGGCGUUCGACGGCCACGUGUAUGCCAUCGGCGGCCAUGACGGGCUCUCCAUCUUCGAUUCGGUGGAGCGCUACGACCCCACGACCGGCCAGUGGACCCCCGUGACCCCGAUGCUGAGCAAGCGGUGCCGCCUGGGGGCCGCCACGCUCAACGGGAAGCUGUACGUGUGCGGCGGGUAUGACGGCUCGACCUUCCUCAGGACCGUGGAGGUGUAUGACCCCAUCACCAGCAAGUGGUCGUUCAUCGCGUCCAUGAGCGUGACGCGGAGCCGCGUGGCGCUCGUGGCCAACAUGGGCCGCCUCUACGCCAUCGGCGGCUACGACGGCGUGUCCAACCUGUCCACGGUGGAGGUCUACAACCCGGAGCUCGACCAGUGGGAGUUCAUCACUUCGAUGUGCGCGCACGAGGGCGGCGUGGGCGUGGGAGUCAUCCCCCUGCCCUGAGCGCGUGCGUGCAUGUGUGCGUGCCUUGGGUCGAGCCGCCACGCCCCCGCGCUUCGGAACGCCCCUCGAGAUGCUCGCUCUCGACCUCGACGACAAUCGGCCAUGCUGUGGCUCCUUCGGGGGCGCCCUGGUAUGCUCAGAGCAACAACAGGAAAAGGUCUAAAGUUAAAGAAAAGCAAAACGUUUAUAUUUGUACUUUUAUCACCGUUCAAUGCAUUUACACCUAGUGAGAAACUAACGACACGAACUAGUUCUUCCUUCCUCCUUCCCCCUCCCCCUCCCCUUCUCCCCCUCCCCUUCUCCCCGCCGGUCACAACAAAAAAAAAAUAACCCACAGCCAUAGUUCAACAUUUCACAAACGUAGAGGUUAAUUAGGUGUCAGUGAGGAGAGGCAUGUCACAAGUCGCAGCGAUCGACGGCCGGAGAGGAGAUCGGAAAAGAGGCGAGUUUCACUUCAUUUCGCAUUUUCUUCUUUUCGAUCAGGACAGGGCUGUGAUACGUAAGGGGUUUCUUUCCGAUGUUUGAGCGGUGAAUAGAGCAAGGGAAAAUUAAAAUGACUUUGUUAUAUAUAUACUAAAUUAAUGACAAAACGCAAUUGCUGUGUAAGUAUUGAUCUAAUAACAAAUCCCGAGCGAAACGUAUUAUAUUCAAAUCACCGGCAGUCGUAAAGCAUAUUUGGGUCGUAAUGAUAUGGCUUUCCUGUAAUAUUUUUUUGUUUUAAAAAGACUCAUGGUUUAUUAUGAUUAUUUGUAAUUAUUAUUAUUAUUAUUACUGUGAGGUUCAACACAUUUGAGAAUGAUGAGGGUUUUUUUCCUCUUUCAGUUUUCUCCUUUUCCGCCACCCCCUUAUUAUUAUUCUCUCUCUUUCUCUCUCUCUCUCUCUCUCUCUCUCUCUCUCUCUCUCUCUCUCUCUCUCUCUCUCUCUCUCUCUCUCUCUCUCUCUCUCU